Molecule: messenger RNA, 681 nt
Organism: Camelina sativa (false flax)
Lineage: Eukaryota; Viridiplantae; Streptophyta; Magnoliopsida; Brassicales; Brassicaceae
Cellular component (GO): nucleus
Molecular function (GO): RNA binding
Source: RefSeq, a predicted model, not a curated record
CCAGAAGCGUAUCAUCCUGUUCUGUUAAUUUCCUUACCUCUGAAAAAAAAAUUAGGGUUACGAAUUUACGAAUUAGCAACCAUGGAAGAGAUCACCGAUGGAGUAAACAGCAUGAACUUGGCGACUGAUUCCCAGAAGAAAAACCGGAUUCAGGUUUCCAACACCAAGAAACCAUUGUUCUUCUACGUCAAUCUCGCCAAGAGGUAUAUGCAGCAGUACAAUGAUGUUGAAUUGUCUGCUCUUGGGAUGGCCAUUGCAACCGUUGUUACUGUUGCUGAAAUUCUGAAGAACAAUGGUCUUGCUAUUGAGAAGAAGAUCAUGACUACAACUGUGGAUAUUAAGGAUGACUCAAGGGGACGUCCUGUUCAGAAAGCUAAGAUUGAAAUUACGCUUGUGAAGUCAGACAAGUUUGAUGAACUAAUGGCUGAAGCCAAAGAAGAGAAAGAAACUGCAGAAGCUCAGGUGCAGAGCUGAUAAUCCUAGUAAAAUAUUUGGUUUUCAUGUUCUUUUAUCUCAUCUUGAUGCUUAUUUACUAAUUAAAAGCGCUUUAUUUCAUUAAUUUUUGGCUUCUAUGUUUGAUGGUUUGUUGUAUCUGUUAGCUAUAUUGAUCAUAUGAAGAUAUAGCGAAACCGUAUAUGGUCUCGCUCUUCACAUAAAACAUCCGGGCCAUCUGUUUUUUCU